Caenorhabditis bovis is the source of this 1482-nucleotide messenger RNA. The record is from the annotation of a GenBank genome assembly. Lineage: Eukaryota; Metazoa; Nematoda; Chromadorea; Rhabditida; Rhabditidae.
AUGUCAAAACUCGUUCUCACCCUACUCAUUGUCCUUCUAACAACAAUUGUCAAAGUUUCGUGCAGUGGAAAACUUGUCGCUUUCAUCAACUCUCCAAAAUCCGCAUUUAUCACCGCUACCGUGUGCACAACGCCAAGCUGUCCGAUUCCCGACUCCUCUUCAGCUUUGUCGCCCCUCUACAGCGACAUCCCACUCAAGAUCAUGAGCCCUGAUUUUAUGGAUCCGCAGCGUUUCUUCGACAUUCACAUAAUGAUAUACAGGAAUAAUAAUACUAAUGAUUUGAUUGGUUCAACCCAUUUCACCUCCGAGUUCGAUUCAACAUGGCAAUAUGCCAAUAUUGAAACAACGGAAAUGUUCAACGUCACGCUCAAGGUGAAAACCGUAUGCGACAAGCAUUAUUAUGGAAAGAAAUGCGAUCGAUUAUGCAAGGAAAACCCGUUUCUUCAUUUGGAAUGCUCGAAAAGCGGCGAGAAACGGUGCAAGGAUGGAUGGAGCGGCGCGGAUUGCAUGAAACCAAUUUGUGCCGAAAAUUGCAACGGACAUGGCAAAUGCACACUACCUGGCAAAUGCCAAUGCGCGCCAGGAUUCGCCGGCGAUCUUUGCGAGAAAUGCAUCACCAAGAAAGGCUGUGUGCAUGGAACGUGCGCCAAUAACACAUCGUACACUUGCCAAUGUGAGCCCGGAUUUGCUGGAGAGCUCUGCAAUAAAAAGCAAGAAACGUGCACCAUCGAGAAGCCGUGCAUGAACGGCGGCAUUUGCCGUAACGCGAGACUCGGAAGAUUCCAUUGCGAGUGCCCUGAAGGGUUUUUUGGCGAUCGCUGCGAGACGCCAGUCAGCGUCGUGAAGUGUCAACACGAGAACGGGCAGAAUGUGUGUCUAAACGGAGGGGUUUGCUCGUUGGCGAAAUCUGUGAUUCAUUGCGAAUGCCGCGAAGGAUUCAAGGGAAAAUUCUGCGAACUGCCGCAGACUUGUGAAGACGUGAAGUGCAAAAAUAAUGGAGAAUGCGUUUUAAUUGAUGGCAAAAUUCCGGUGUGCCAAUGCUCGCCGUGCUAUCGAGGCAAAUUUUGCGAGAUUUUGGAUUCUGAAUGCCUUGUUGCGCGAUACAACGCAACUGUCGCGAAAAUCCACUCGGCUCGUUUUAACAAUCACAGUCUGAUUGUUGUGGAAGCCACAAUAUCGACGAGAUCAAUUAUCUUUAUGACGAGCAUUUUAAUAUUGGUUAUUGUCGUCAUGGUGCUGACAUUCUUGUACUUGACGAGAAACCGCGCGUCUUCUCGUACAGCCGAUGAAGACCUCGAUUCGGAGACAACGUUCCACCGGAAACCGACCUUUAAGGUGUGCGUCAUAAACGCCGAACGGCAUUCCUCAACAGUGGCUCCGCGGACCAGCUCGCCGCCGCCUGAAUAUUCGCCGCCACCGCCAAGAUAUUCGAAAGAGUAUCACAAAGUGCCGACGAUUGAUCCAAAAGAGAUAAUUGUGUGA